Messenger RNA from Anopheles moucheti, 964 nucleotides. RefSeq names its product signal recognition particle 14 kDa protein (gene Srp14). Gene Ontology annotation, molecular function: endoplasmic reticulum signal sequence receptor activity; 7S RNA binding. Gene Ontology annotation, cellular component: signal recognition particle, endoplasmic reticulum targeting. Gene Ontology annotation, biological process: SRP-dependent cotranslational protein targeting to membrane. NCBI's taxonomy places the organism in Eukaryota, Metazoa, Arthropoda, Insecta, Diptera, Culicidae. The record is from RefSeq and is a predicted model, not a curated record. The transcript is spliced from 3 exons. The coding region runs from base 74 to 403 and encodes 109 amino acids.
AAAAUUGACCACGACCACAAUUUGUUUUUAGCCGAAAGUUUAAUCUAAUUUUCGAUUACAUUUUACUCAUAAAAUGGUACUUUUAACAAACGAAGAGUUCCUUUCGCAGCUUACCCUGUUAGCACAAUCAGCCCGAAAAGACUCCUCAUUUACAGUAACAAUUAAGCGAUAUGAUGGACAUGAUCGGCCAAAGCCCCGGGAAGGUAAACCAUCCCUACCGACACCUGCCGAGUACAGCUGCCUAAUCCGGGCACGGUCCCGCUCAAAGAAGCUCGCGACCGUGGUGAAGCGGGACGAGGUGGCCAAGUUCAUGGAAUCAUACGCGAAGGUGCUCAAAUCCAGCAUGGACGGUUUGAAAAAGGUCAAGAAGGUGAAAAACAAAGCCAAGGCGGCCCAGGGAUAGUGCAGCAUAUCGGUUACGGAGUGAAAGAGGGGCGCAUGUGUUUAAGGUGUUCGCUAGUUUAUCCAUGUGGACGGUGCAAUGUGGGGGGAUAGCACGCUGGAAUCAUAAGUGCAUUUUCUUUAUUCGUUUAAUUGAGGAUUCGUUUCUAUUGCCACCUCCCGGAUUCUACCUUUUGCGUGGCGGGUCUCAUUACAAAGAAAAACACCGAAACGCGUGUUUGUUUCCCCGUGCCGACCGGGGCCCGCCUCUUCAGCAAGUCGGUGAAUACGCAACCGGCAAUGACACUUUAAUUUUGCUGUAGAAUUAAGCGUGUGAAUGAAUUUAAUAUAAAAGAGAAGGUGAAUUUAAACGCCUGUUCUGUGUGUAGUGUGGAAACCGCGCGGGUCGAAGAGUGCUCUCUGUGUGGUAUUAGAUUUCGUUUUCGUGUGAUUUUGCCCGAUCGAGUCGUUUCAGUUCGUUAAGCUUCUCCGCUAUCUGCAGCUGAAUUGUGGCCCGAUGCUUCUUCCCUUCGCCCAAUGCUUCCAUCUCCUCCAGCCACUGAACACGUUCGUUGAUUUCUUC